GAAAUACCAGAGCUAGAAAGAAGAAUCUCAUGGCUCCUAACACCCAGAACACCCCAUUGCUAGAUCACGACAUUGAGGUUGCCGUUUCCGAAUCCAAAGCCUCUUCCCCGACCUCUAUCAGAUCGUCCACCACCGGCGGCUGGCGGUCCGCCUCCUUUAUUAUAGGGGUGGGAUUUGCGGAGAGGUUUGCGUUCUAUGGAGUCAGCUCGAACCUGAUAACGUUUCUGAGUGGGCCGUUGGGGGAGUCGACGGCAACGGCGGCUGUGCACGUGAACACGUGGUCAGGAACGGCGGCCUUACUUCCUAUGCUGGGAGCCAUUGUCGCCGAUUCAUAUCUCGGACGCUACCGUACCAUCCUGUUCUCCACUAUGCUCUACAUCUUGGGACUAGGCUUGUUAGCAUUUUCAGCCAUGCUUCCUUCUCUCAGUGGUUUUGCAUGCGAAAAGACCAGUGAAUUCACUUCCUGUUACUCUCAGCUCGAAGUAAUAUUUUUCUACUUCUCUCUAUAUCUGGUAGCAUUAGGGCAAGGUGGAAACAAACCUUGCAUACAGGCUUUCGGAGCUGAUCAGUUCAAUGGACAAGAUCCAGUGGAGAGCAAAGCCAAAAGCUCAUUCUUUAACUGGUGGUACUUUGGUAUCUGCUCCGGCUCCUUAUGUACGCGAUUGAUAUCAAGCUACGUGCAGGACAACUUCAGUUGGGUUCUUGGAUUUGGACUUCCUUGCAUUGUCAUGAUUCUUGGACUGUUUGUUUUCUUCUCCGGAACAAGAACUUAUCGGUAUAGCAUCAUAGGCAAUGGACAAAGCCCUUUUCGCAGAAUCGGUAAGGUAUUUGUUGCUGCAUUUAAGAACUGGCGAGCUAAUAAUACAUCAGACACUUUCGGAAACAUGCAUCAUCAAAGUUCUGAACAGUUCAAAUUCCUCAACAAGGCAUUGCUAGCACCAGAUAGUAACUUGAAGGAAGACAGGAAGCAGUGUACUGUCUUUGAGGUAGAAGAAGCAAAGGUUGUUCUUAGUCUUUUUCCGAUAUGGAGUACAUGCUUGGUGUUUGCAAUUGUUCUUGCACAAAUGCCAACUUUCUUUACCAAGCAAGGGGGUACCCUAGACAGAACAAUUAGAGCAGGCCUUGACAUUCCAGCAGCUUCGCUUCAGUCCUUUACAAGCCUCAUCAUCAUAUGCCUCAUUCCUUUGUACGAUCGCAUUUUUGUUCCUAUUGCAAGUGCUUUCACCGGAAAACCCUCCGGCAUUACAACGCUACAAAGAAUCGGAACUGGGAUAUCUUUAUCUGCUGUUUCCAUGAUAGUUGCAGCUUUCAUUGAGACCAAAAGACUUGAAUCUGCUGAAGAGUUUGCUCUGCUUGAUAUGCCACAUGCUACCAUUCCAAUGAGUGUGUGGUGGUUGAUUCCUCAGUACUUGUUGAUUGGAGUGUCUGAUGUGUUCACGAUGGUUGGUCUGCAAGAGUUUUUCUACGAUCAGGUACCAAAUGAGCUAAGAAGUGUAGGAGUUGCCCUCUACCUCAGUAUAUUUGGUGUCGGAGACUUUUUGAGCAGCUUUCUUAUCUCCGCCAUAGAGGAAGCAACCGGCGGAGAAGGCCGAGUUAGCUGGUUUUCCAAUAAUCUGAAUCGUGCUCAUCUUAAUUACUUUUACUGGCUGCUCGCUGGACUCAGUAUAGCGGAACUGGGUGUCUUCACAUAUUUUGCAAAAUCAUACAGAUACAGAAGUGGAGUAAUAAUGGCCACUCCUCCUCAGCCUGACGACGACCUCAAAACCCCGUUGCUCCAAAACGACGUCGAGGCCGCCGUUUUGGACUACAAGCACCCCCCCACCGGCUCCGGCGGCUGGCGCUCCGCCAUCUUCAUAAUCGGUGUUGGAUGUACGGAGAGGUUCGCAUUCUACGGCGUCAGUUCGAACCUGGUGACGUUUCUGAGCGGGCCGUUGGGGGAGUCGACGGCGACGGCGGCGGAGAAUGUGAACACGUGGUCCGGGACCGCGUCUUUGCUUCCGUUGCUCGGCGCCGUUGUCGCCGAUUCGUUUCUCGGUCGCUACCGCACCAUCGUUUUCUCUUCUCUGCUCUACAUCCUGGGGCUAGGCUUGUUGAGUUUCUCGACUAAGCUACCUUCUCUCACUGGUUCUGAUUGCGAAAACAGCAGCCAGUUGACAUCAUGUUAUUCUCAGCUCCAAGUAAUAUUCUUCUACUUCUCACUAUAUCUGGUAGCAGUAGGGCAAGGGGGAAACAAACCUUGCAUACAAGCUUUCGGAGCUGAUCAGUUCGAUGGACAAGAUCCGGUGGAGAGCAAAGCCAAAAGCUCAUUCUUUAAUUGGUGGUACUUCGGUAUCUGCUCAGGCUCCUUAUGCACACGAUUGGUAUCAAGCUACAUACAGGACAACUUCAGUUGGGUUCUGGGAUUCGGAAUUCCUUGUAUUAUGAUGGCCCUUGGCCUAUUUGUUUUCUUGUCCGGAUCAAGAACUUAUAGUAGUGUCGAAGGGGAUGGGAAAAGCCCAUAUGCUAGAAUUGGUAGGGUUUUUGUUGCUGCAUUAAAGAAUUCACGUACUACUCCUUCAGACCUGCCUCACCAAAGUUCUGAAAAGUUCAAGUUCCUCAACAAGGCAUUGCUAGUGCCAAAUAGUGAAUCGAAGGGCUGUAGCAAGGUCUGUACCGAAUCUGAGGUAGAAGAAGCAAAGGUUGUUCUUGGUCUUUGUCCGAUAUGGUGUACAUGUCUGGUGUAUGCUAUUGUCCUUGCACAGAUGUCGACUUUCUUUACCAAGCAAGGGGCAACAUUGGACAGAGAAAUUGCAGCCGGCUUUGAGAUACCAGCUGCUUCACUUCAGUCUUUUACCAGCCUGAUUAUUAUUCUCUUCAUUCCUGUUUAUGAGCGUAUCUUUGUUCCGAUGGCAAGUGCUUUCUCUGGAAAUCCCACCGGCAUUACAACACUGCAAAGAAUCGGAACUGGGAUAUUUUUAGCUGCUCUUUCCAUGAUAGCUGCAGCUGUCGUUGAGUUUAAAAGGCUUGAAACUGCUCAAGAGUAUGCUCUGGUUGAUAUGCCACAUGUUACAAUUCCAAUGGGCGUGUGGUGGUUGAUUCCUCAGUACUUGUUGAUUGGAGUGUCUGAUGUUUUCGCGAUGGUUGGUCUGCAAGAGUUUUUCUACGAUCAGGUACCAAAUGAACUAAGAAGUGUAGGAGUUGCGCUCUACCUCAGUAUCUUUGGUGUGGGAAACUUUUUGAGCAGCUUUCUUAUCUCGGCCAUAGAGGAAGCAACCAGCGGAGAAGGCCGAGUUAGCUGGUUUUCCAAUAACUUGAAUCGUGCACAUCUUGAUUACUUUUACUGGCUGCUCGCUGGACUCAGUGUAGUGGAACUGGCUGUCUUCACAUACUUUGCAAAAUCUUAUCGAUAUAAAAAGAGAGAUAUCCUAGAGUUGAUUCCUUCUUCAAUAAGGAGCAUUGCCAUGGAUUCUCUAGCAACUCUUUUGCCAUCAUCAGAUUUAGCAUUUGGCACUACAUCUUCUCCGAUCUAUGGGCCACGCUCCUUCCUCCACGUCUCCGACGCCACCGUCCUUGCCCAGGCCCGCGACCUCGACGAGAAGCUUCGCCGGAAUAAGGAGGUGGGCCCCCUGGCCGGGGUGCUCGUGGCCGUGAAGGACAACGUAUGCACGGCGGAGAUGCUGUCCACGGCAGGGUUGAGGGUUUUGGAAGGGUACACGCCGCCGUAUGAUGCUACUGCUGUGAGGAAGAUUAAGGAGCUGGGUGGGAUUGUGGUCGGCAAGACCAAUUUGGAUGAGUUUGGAAUGGGCAGCACCACUGAAGGCUCCGUGAAGUUGUGGAUGAGUUUGGUCAAAAUCAUAAAUUCAGUGAAGUUGUGGAGAUGA
Messenger RNA from Fragaria vesca subsp. vesca, 3860 nucleotides. RefSeq lists its product as uncharacterized. Gene Ontology annotation, molecular function: tripeptide transmembrane transporter activity; dipeptide transmembrane transporter activity. The transcript has 10 exons. The coding region runs from base 30 to 3860 and encodes 1276 amino acids. Gene Ontology annotation, biological process: dipeptide transport; transmembrane transport. The record is from RefSeq and is a predicted model, not a curated record. Gene Ontology annotation, cellular component: membrane. Lineage: Eukaryota; Viridiplantae; Streptophyta; Magnoliopsida; Rosales; Rosaceae.